Messenger RNA from Pelobates cultripes (western spadefoot toad), 19459 nucleotides. NCBI's taxonomy places the organism in Eukaryota, Metazoa, Chordata, Amphibia, Anura, Pelobatidae. The record is from the annotation of a GenBank genome assembly.
CUAUUAUGUUUCACUUCUCUUUUCAUGGUUUUUAGAGACUGAUUUAGACCAUAUUGUGUUUUCCAGAAGGAGAGUCCUUAGAGUUACCUGCAGAUUGGGACCCGAUGGGUAGCAGUCUGGUGAAAUUGGUGCAGCUGAAUACCUCCGCACCAGAAUACACAAAUGUCCAGACGCUGUUUGCAAGAACUUGUCAUAUGAGAAUACUGAAGGUAAUUAUCUCUCUUCUAAUGUAAAGUUGUCCUUUCUGUGUAAAUGUGACCAUGCCAAUACAAAAACAAUAGUGGUACCCUAACCACCAACACAUCGGUAAACUCUGAAAAUGGUGGUAAAACAGAAAUAAACAAACACCAUCUUUCUUGUUUAUUUCUAAAUGUGACGUGGCCUGACCAAGACAUUGCUCUGUCUGGGUCCAAGAACAAGAUGCUCCCCCCACCCAGAAUGCCCCCCACAUCCUAUACAGACACACACACAAUGCACCCCAUCCUACACAGACAUACCCACAUAAUGCACUACAUUAUUAAACACAGAAUAAUAUUUCCAUCCACCCACAAUUCACAUUUCACCUCCACUGCUUCCCCUGCUCUGUGUCCCCAACUUAUAUCACCCUGUAAACUCUACCAAUGUUAUUAUAUAGAGUGCUGCCCCCCAUAGGUCACUGCAGGUCUCUAAAUUCAUCCAAAUACGGCUAUAAUUAUUGCCCCAGUCAUAUUCCAUAUUCCCUCCAUUACACCAAUUCAGCCAUAUCUACCAAUUCCACUUACUGUGUCCCUACUGACGUUAGGUGAAACUGCUUGUAACGGACACAAGAGGUUAAAAACCGUUUAGGCGAUAUUCCCCUUCCCCGAUGCACAGGCAGCUACUGUAAGCACCAAUCUCCCGAACUGCAAACUACACGAAUACUGGAAACAGCCGAACAGGUAAAAACGUACGAAAGGUUUACACUCCUGGCAGUCAGUAUACAAUCCAAUUCCCCCAAUAACGAGACGACACUUCGUUUUGAGGGUCAAGCAGAAUCUGGUUUACUGGGGUUACCUGCCCGGCUUUUAUGCAGGUCUCCCACCUGGUGGACACUCCCCUAGGGGACCAGAUGGGAAACUGGGAAACAUAUUGGACGUUGACCAAUCACAGACGUACACAUUUCCACAAUCCCACAAUGCAUCACAAUCCCUCCUCUCUGCCCUGGAGAUAAUUGGGAAGUAAUCCAAUUAUCUCCAAGGACAGAGGCAAAACUCCAUUACACACGUUAGUAAAAAGACAUAAAAUUACAUACGGUUACAUUUAUUACAUAAAACAUACACAUUCUACCUAUCCCCAGAUAGCUUAGAUCUGAUCGCACAUUACUACCGAAUGGCACUCAGAUCACAUACAUACAGUUCAAUCGCCAUGGAGCCAAAGUCUUUCCCAUAGUCUUUCGUUACACGAAUAGGCUCCAUGGCAUGGCCAUCUGGGGUGAUGCUGUUCAUACGGUUAAACUACCGAAUGAACAGUCUGUCUGUUCCACUACCGAAUGCAGAGGUAAGGAGGCUGGCGGCUCAGCGGUGUUCGCACAAUUAAGUGUCCGUUUUCCGUUCCAUAGUUUGGGCGCUGAACACCGCUGGCCAUUCGGGAGCUAAAAUGGCCACUGCCACGUGUUCGGCAACCAAACAAAGGCCACCCAGCGUUCGUCAAUUAAGCUGCGGUUAACCGCAGCUUCUGGGCGGUCAAUUGACGGUACACUCCAGUUCCCAGGUGGUCCAUCGAUCGGUACUUUGUUCGGUAGAUUGAAUCUACCGAACACCCUGGCAGAAAGGCACGAAUACGCCUUUCUGCAGGGAAAAUAAAAGGUUUUAACUGCCGGGCCAUAGUCUAAAGGGAGCAGGCGAGCAACCAGGCUUCUCCAGUGCAUAGUGGCGAGGUUGGUUCCGCCACCCUGCUCAACAAUGAAAAUGUUUCUGACUUCAAAUUACUUACAUUUAAUUGAUUUCAGAGUGUGAAAAAAGAAUAUUUAAAACUGUUAUCGGUAAAUGUAAACCAACGUAUUAGCAAUCUCUUAUAAGUGAUCUAUUGAUAAUGAAAUAUGUAAAUAUUGGACCACUAUAAAAAUAAUGGUCAAAUUCCCAGGUUGAAAUAGGUCGUAAUAGAAAUCUAAAUAAAUAAAUCAACUAAAGUAUAUACAGAAAAAUAUAGGGUGAACAUGAUAAUUACUGAGAGUAUAAUCAUAAUGAGGUUUUGUUCAAAAGCUUUCAGAAACCUUCAUCCAGUAAUGUAUGCAAAACAAAGUUUUGCAAUUCACAUGAGCUAUAUACAUUAGAAUCACUAUAUUGUAGCAGGUUUGUUAUCUGGAUGCGAAGUAACCGAGCUGCAGCAUAACACAGGAUAGUUGAACAAGUAGCGUACCUUGUGCCAUGUGAAAUGAUCAAUUUGCAUGGGCUAUAUACGGUAUUGACUCUGCAUUAUAGCAGAAAUGCAGGGUAUCCUAGCUGCAACAUAAAAAGGAAGGAAUAUGGAUGCAAAACUUUAAUCGUAAUGAUCUAUGUGCCGAGCGAUAUGGGACGCUGCACCAACAUUCUGAUAGUUAGUAUACUAUGUAUCCGAUCUCUGCUACAAAAAGCUAUUAUGCUUAAUAAAUUAGCACAAGUGAAUGGAUGCUUAACCGCUCAGGCUGUUAAUAAAGAAAUGGUUAAUAUCACAAAAAAUCAAAAAAGAGGACCGAGAAUCUGAUCCUCAAUAGAUCUACUAUUAUAGUGCUGCCUGAAGCAUAAGCGGUUAGGCCAACUCGGGGUCGUGAAACAGAAAAAGUAUCCGGUCUUAAUGAAAUGUUAAAUGAAAAUGAAGUCUCAAGACCAGCGAGUCCUACUUAUAAGAGAUUGCUAAUACGUUGGUUUGCAACCUAUGUCUAAUGGAUUGUAAAUAUCUUUGUAUACAUUCUUAUUUAUGAAUAGUAUUCUUAUUUAGGACAUUCAGACCCUAAUUUUACUAUUACUAAUAAAAGUUACAUUUUAAGGGCACUCACUAUUUCUUUUGUUUUUGGGUUAACCUGAGUACCCUUUAAGCUUCCUCUUUCUCGCAUUACUUUUCGGUUCUGUGAUAUAGCUCAUUUAUGAUGAAAUAGGGUGUGGCGAAACCAACCUCGCCACUGUGAACUGGAGAAGCCUGGUUGCUCGCCUGCUCCCUUUGGACUAUGGCCCUGCAGGUUAAACCGUUUAUUUCCCCUGCAGAAAGGCUUAUUUGUGUGAUCUGAGUGCCAUUCAUCUAAUAAUGUGCACUCAGAUCCCAGCUAUCUGGGGAUAUGUGAAAUGUCUGUGUGUUAUGUGAAAAGGUUACUUUAUGUAUUUUAAAGUGUUUUGUGUCUUUUUGCAACCAUGUGCUUAAUGGAGUCUUGUGUCUAUCCUGGGAGAUAAUUGAAUUACUCUCCAGGAUAGAAGACUCUGAAACUGGUUUGGGCCAGAAAGCCAUGCUUCAUUUAGUCACAAAGGACUUUCCCUUAACUUUUGAACCCCUGGUCUGAUUCGUGCCAUUUUUUAAUAUGUUGUUCCCCUGAAUGGAUUGAUUAUGAAAAUGUAUGUUUUAUGUAUGUGACAUGUAUAUUUUAGAAGUUAGAAAUAUUGUGUAAAAACUGUAUUCCUCUGCCGGUGAUAAUGAGAUUACCCAUUGUGUUCAGUAAUCAUAUCACCUGCAGAGGGGAGGAUUUUGUGUGGGAGUGUCUGGGUGUAUUGUACGGAUUGAUUGGUUGUUUUGUAACGCCCUGUGGGCUGUACUAUGUUUGUGGAUUGGGAAUAAAAGAGACUGUAUGUGACAGUACAGGGAGUUCCUGUUUUAACCCUCAAAGUGAAGUGUCGUCUCAUUAUUGGGGGAAGGAUUUAUUGUAUGCUGUUCCAGUUUGACUGCUAGGAGAGUAAACCUAUUCGUAUGGUUCCUAUUCAACUGUCUACAGCAUUCAUAUGCUUGAGAGAAGGUAUAUGCUUCUCCGGUUCGGUGGUUGUGGUGUCUGCUGCAGUGCUUGGAAUCCUCAGGAAGCGCUAGGAGCAUCCUUCAACGGAGGUACCCAGUCGGGGUGCCAGGCGAUCCGUUACAUAGGGUAUUGUGGCAAACCUGAGUACCUGAAUGAUGAAUUACCGUCAGACCUGUUUUGUGUAUUGUUUGCAUGAAGUGAAGGUUAGAGUGUUGUUUUUUAUUGUUUUUUGUUUGGCGUGAUGUUAAAAGCCAGGAUUCCACAUAAAUGUGUUGCCAUUGCUGACAUUGUUUUGCUAUGUGUGCGGUGAUGUGGCAGAAUCACCCAAUUACUCCACUCAUGAAGACAGUCUAUCGCGUUAUUUUGGCAUCCACUUGGGGACCAGGACAAACCCUGGUCACUUCAUAUUUGCUGCAAUACAUAUUCUGUGAAUAUAUGUGGAUGGUUUGUUAAAUAAAAGACGUUCAGUGCUGUAACGGCACCCCCAGGCAUAAAAAGGGCUUAAACCGCCGUUUAGUAGAUCUUCCCCUUCCAGAGACACAGGCACAGCUACUGCAGAACCCCAAACUCCCGAACUGCAUACAAAGUAGCACUCCAAACUCCCGAACUGGAACCUCACGAAUAGCUGCUAGCUGCUGAACAGCAAAAACACCCAAGCGUCUUACACUCCUGGCAAUCAGUCUCUAACAGCAUGCAGUAAAUCCCCCCAAGAACGAGACAAAGCUCCGUGUUGAGGGUCAAGCAGGAACAGGCAGAGUUUUGGGUUUAUUGUUCUUAUAUACACAUUAGUACCACCCACAGGGUUUUGGAAAACAACCAAUAAACACAUAAAAUACACUCAGACACUCCCACACAAAAUCCUCCCCUCUGCCUGUGAUACAAUUACCUUACACAAUGGGUAAUGUAAUUAUAACAGCCAGAGAAAUACAAUUUUUCCACAUUAUUCAGAGCUUGAAAAGUAUGCAUCACAUUCACAUAAAUGAAUCAGAAUAAGCAUACUCCAAAUACAAACAUAUGUCAAAAUCAUCCAAAUUGGUCCAUUGAUUCAAAAGAUAGAUCGAAGUCCUUUGUGACCAAAUGAAGCAUGGCUUUUCUGCCCAAAACCAGUUCCACAGAGUCUUCUAUCCUGGAGAUAAUUGGGAAGUAAUCCAAUUAUCUCCAAGGACAGAGGCAAAACUCCAUUGAACACAUGGCAGCAAAAGACAAUAAAACACAUAGAAAUAUAACUGUGCAGCCAUUGCACAAAACAGGUACAUUCAACAUAUCCCCAGAUAGCUCAGAUCUGAGCGCACAUUAUUACUGAAUGGCGCUCCGAGCACACACAUACAGUUUAAUUGCCAUGGAGCCAAAGUCUUUCCCAUAGUCUUUCAUUAUACGAAUUGGCUCCAUGGCAUAUCUAUCUGGGGUAUCACCGUUCAAACAGGGCAAGCACGAAUGACCCAGCUUUCAUGUCUUUGCAGGGGAAAAUCAAGCAUUUCAACAUGGGGCCAUAGUCUAAAGGCAGCAGGCGGGCAACCAGGCUCCUCCAAUGCACAGUGGCAAGAUUGGUCUCGUCACAAGUGCCUUUUGCCGUUCUAAUGACUUGGAGAGAGUCCACAAAUUAUAUAAAUGACUGCUAUUCCUGCAUGGUACCUCCUAUUAAAUAUGUCAAGAAAAAAAGACUAGUGUGGAAUACCCCAUUAUCUCGCCAGUUAUCUGACCAGUGCCACAUGGGGUCAAUCUGCCUGUGAGGUCACCCUCCAGAAGCCAAUUUCAUCAAGAACAUCUUAUGGAUGAAAACCUUGGGUUAGUCCUCGAUGUUUGAGAAGCUUUUAAAUGUGUUGAGCAGCUGAAGAGCUGACAAACAACCUGUGGCGGCCACUCGAGUAGGGACACAGGUCUCGCCACCAAGAACGUCCUUUCCAAGGAUCUCAGUCGGUGCCUUCUUCAGCGAUUAUAGCAGGAGAGUGUGUUCUAGAAUAUGAAAAACAAAGUUUGUAAAUAAAAUUCUAAAACUUAGUUUGCUCGGUCACAAAUUUAUUAACAUCUAUAAAAGCUUCAAAAGAUUUAAAAGUAUUAGAAGGGGCAAAUUUAAGACCUUUGGUUAAAACUGCUAUUUGUGCGCUAGUUACAAUUUUCUGUGAAAGGUUAAAAAUGCCGCUGCUAGUACUGCUAGUGCGCGCCGGCGUCUAAACUACCGUUCCCAUACCCCCAUGCGGCAAUAUGCCGGUCACAUGACCAAGCAAACUAAGUUUUAGAAUUCUAUUUAUAAACUUCGUUUUUCAUAUUCUCUUAUGUAAUAUGUAUUAACCAAUCACAAGCUUACAAUCCCACAAUGCAUCACAAUCCCUCCUCUCUGUCCUGGAGAUAAUUGGGAAUUCGCGCUCAGAUCACAUACAUACAGUUCAAUCUCCAUGGAGCCAAAGUCUUUCCCAUAGUCUUUCGUUACACGAAUAGGCUCCAUGGCAUGGCUAUUUGGGGUGAUGCUGUUCAUACGGUCAAACUACCGAAUGAACAGUGAUUCGGUUCCACUACUGAAUGCAGAGAUAAGGAGGCUGACGGCUCAGCGGUGUUCGCGCAAAUAAGUGUCCGUUUUCAGCUCCAUAGUUUGGGCGCUGAACACCGCUGGCCGUUCGGGAGUUAAAAUGGCUGCUGCCACGUGUUCGGCAAACGAACAAAGGCCACCCAGCAUUCGUCACUUAAGCUGCGGGUUAACUGCAGCUUCUGGGCGGUCAAUUGACGGCACACUCCAGUUCCCAGGUGGUCGAUUGUUCUACCGCACAUCCUAGCAGAAAGGCACGAAUACGCUUUUCUGCAGGAAAAUAAAAGGUUUUAACUGCCGGGCCAUAGUCCAAAGGGAGCAGGCGAGCUACAGUGGACAGUGGCGAGGCUGGUUUUGCCACAUUCACAUAAGUUCUUGUCCCGAAAAGUGCUCCCCUGGCCUAUUUGGGGAAGGAGCAGGCGGUGUUCCUGAGGUAGCUGUCCGAUUUCAGUUCCAUGCUUUCAACGUCUGAGUACCGCUGCCUGCAUUGGUGAUACAAAAUGGCCGCCAGUCCACGUGCGUUCAUUCAUCCGAAUGGUGGCCACCCAGACGAGCACUUAAGUUAAUGGGUUAUAUAACAAUAAUGAGUGGGUUCAAUUAAGUUAAUGAGCCAGGGGGUGGUCUGGGUUCGUGAGGUAUAAAAGGGGAAAACGCUCUUUAUUCGGUAACUGAACAACCAGGGUUAUAACCGAAUGAAAAGUUUAAUAAGUGACGAGGUGUUCUGUCACACAACCUUCUCGAAAAGGAGCAGCAACUGGGCUACAACAUGUCACUCAAAAAACAACUUACUCAACUCUUAUCUGGACUUCUUCCAUGACAACUGCUGUGCAGUGAGUAAUGGGCACGGUGACCGGUUACAAGACAUUUCAGCAAAGGAACGAAGAUAUUAGGGAAGGUGGAACGCUUCUAUGCUUGCUGACUGUCGUUGGACAGUGACUAAAAAUCCCCUAGAAAAGUAGUACAUACGACAAACCGCUCUUUUAGAUAAUGCUUUCAGUUUGUAUGUUUUAAAAAAAAAAAAAAAUUCUAUUUACGAGUGAAAACAACUUUAAUUUAUGUCAAGAAAAUGUCAGGUUGUUGUAGUAAUAUUGCUUUUCACUAUGAUUAGAGCGCAAUAAAUCUAUCUCAAAAGCUACAGCUAAUAAAAAAGAAUAAUUAAAGGAGAAAAGAGGGGGAAGCAUUAUAGGAGGCAAUAGAGCAAAAAGGAGCAGAAUAGAUAUCAAUAAAGAAAUCGCACCCACUGGAAUUUCUUUAAUUUAUCUAAAAGUUAGGAAAAGAUGACAUCUCUUUGCUGAAUAAAGUUUUAAAGCUUGCACCUUCUAAGGGUCAGUAUGAUGGCAGAUGAAUGCAAAGUUAUGCACUUCGGCGUAAAGAAUACACAAGCAACGUAUACCCUUAAUGGAAGCGAAUUAGGGAUAACAACACACGAAAAGGACUUGGGAAUUGUUAUAGACAACAAACUAUGCAACAAUGUGCAAUGUCAAUCAGCAGUGGCCAAGGCCAGUAAGGUAUUGUCAUGCAUGAAAAAGGGCAUUCAUUCUCGGGACGAGAAUAUCAUUUUGCCUCUGUGGCAAACCUAGCCACUUGGACUAUAACCAGAGACUGUACCUUUAAGGGUUGCCUGUAUGUCUGGGGAGAUAUGUGUUUAACUACGUAUAUUGUAUGCUGACUGUAAUGUAUUGAAUUGCCUGUAAUUGCUAUCCGCCGAAUGCAGAUAGCUGUUUGUUAGGGGUUUUCCUUUCGUUUCAAGAACGGCACUUUGGAGGGCCGUUCAUGAAUCGAAAACACUACCCCUAAUAGCCCACACACUUAGAGGCGUGUGGCGCUGGUUAACCAAUUGCAACAAUGUUGCAAUCGGUAAUUAGAGGCUCUCCUGGGUGGCCGUCGUUCGACUACCGACCAUGCGGCGGUCGGCCAUCUUGGAUCCUUUGUUCCCUCAGCGGUGCUAGGUCGUCGAGCGCAUGGUACUAAAAACGGCUACUCGACGGCACGAACACCGCUGAGCCUCCAGGACGUUCGGGAGUUCCAGGCCAUUCGGUAUUUCAUUCCCUGGAAGGCAAUCGGUUUUCAAUAAAUGUGUUUUUCGUGCGGCGUUCGGUUAUUUUAGCUGGGAUCUGAGCGGUAAUCUCACGAAUGAGGCGCUCAGACCCCAGCUAUCUACCGAACGUCCAUUCGUGCAAAUCAACAGUAUAUUCACAAAGUUAUGGAUUUUUGUAUAAAUUGUCAGUUCUGCUGCACGAGGGGAUAAUCCACUUAACGGCAUAUUCUAGGAGGAGGAUCCCUCUCGUGCAGCAGUGCCUGAUGGGAGAAAUAUGUUGUACUGUAAGUUCCCCAUUUAGUCCCCUCUAGGAAUGCCCCUGGGAGGGGACUCAGGAAACCCCUUGCAUGGGGACUUGUAUAAAUUGUGCAGCAGAAUUAAAGGACUUCAGUUGACUCUCAGAACUGUGUCUCGUCCGGUUACUGGGAGGUUGGGGAUAUUGCCUUGUUGUUUCAGCGCUUGACUGUGGAUUACUUCCUGAACCAGCGGAAUUCGUGGAUUUAAUAUUGGCGUUCCGCUACAGCCUCUUUAUAAAUCACUGGUAAGACCACAUAUUGAAUAUGCUGUGCAAUUUUGGGCACCUGUUCUAAAGAAGGAUAUUAUGGCACUAGAAAAAGUGCAGAGGCGGGCUACAAAAUUAAUAAAAGGAAUGGAACAUAUCAGCUAUGAAGAAAGGUUAACAAAUUUAAACCUAUUUAGUUUAGAAAAACGUCGCCUGAGAGGGGAUCUGAUAACAUUAUACAAAUAUAUUCGGGGCCAAUACAAACCAUUGUGUAGAAAUCUAUUUACAAACCAGACUUUAAAUAGGACACGAGGCCAUGCGUUUAGACUGGAAGAAAGAAGAUUUCAUCUAUGGCAAAGGAAAGGGUUUUUUUACUGUAAGAACAAUCAGGAUGUGGAAUUCUCUGCCUGAGGAAGUGGUUUUAUCAGAGUCCAUACAGAUGUUCAAACGGCUACUAGAUGCAUACUUGCAAGAACAGAAUAUUCAAAGAUAUAAUCUUUCAAUGUAGGGUAAUAACUGCUUGAUCCAAGGAUAAAUCUGACUGCCAUUCUGGGGGUCAAGAAGGAAUUUUUUUCCUAGCUUGUUGCAAAAUUGUGCUUCAAACUGGGUUUUUUUGCCUUCUUUUGGAUCAACAGCAAAAAACAAAUGUGAGGUAGGCUGAACUUGAUGGACGCAAGUCUCUUUUCAGCUAUGUAACUAUGUAACUAUAUAUUGAUUUAAAUAGAUUUACUAGGAAUUUGUGUUUGAAAUAAUAUUUUAUGAAAAAUGUUGUCAUACCGUCUAACAAUGCUCAAAAGGACUUGAAUCAUAUAGAGAUGGUACAUGUGGUGAACAUAAUCUCACCACGGGCUCCUGGAGAAGCCUGCUUGCCAGCCUCCUGCCUCAGGACUAUGGCCCCUGCAAUAGAUACUAAUAUACUUAAAAAGGCUCUGUUCGUGCAAUUGGGAUUGUAUGCUUCGGGAACCGAACAGCCGCACGAACCAGAAACCACCUGGGAGCUUGUUAAGCCCAAUUAAUACUUUGUAGCAAUUUCCACCGCAGUGUUCAUCUGGGUCGCCGCUUUUCGUAUGAAUGACCACGAGGCAACGGUGUUUGGGCAUGAAUCUCAUGGAACUAAAAGUCAGACACAGAAACUCCCGAACACUGCUGGACUUGUGUGUGUAGAAUGUUUGCUUGUAACUAGACUCCUCUCAGGUCCUGCGGGGUAUGCCCCUGGAAUGUGAUUAAGGAAACCCCUUGCAUGGGGAGUUGCAUUAAAGGCUGCAUAUGGCUCCCAUUAAACCAGUUCCAGUUCAUCCCCAGAAGCAGGUCUUCCCACUGGUAGCUGGACCCAGGAAGGGACGGCGAGACCCCGGCCAAGCUAUGGCGGCUAAGGGUCUACAGUGCUGAUGGUGUCUGGUUGAGUGCUUGGAGUACUCGGUGAGCACUAGGAAGCAGCGAUUGGUGGAGAUAGCCAGUCGGGGUGCCAGGCAAUCCGCCACAGUACACACCUCUCUGAAUUAGAAAACUUCCUUUUUUCUAAGUGGUUGAUGUCGAUGGAAAUCUCAACAGUUCAAAAUAUGGUUACCUCUGAUAUAGACAAACUAAAACCACUGAGUUUCAAUCCAAUUUAACUCCACAGGAGCACAGGGCCCAUAAAAAAAAAAACUUACACAGAAUGCUAAUACAGUGAUAAAACCGUGAGGCAAAGUAAUAUGGUUAUUAAAGACACCUUGUAGAUAACAUAACAUAUGUGAAAUUAUCCUUGUGCAACAGUUUAGCAGUAGUUUGAGCCCAGUUGCAGGAGAUGGCACAAGGAGUAAGCAUAAACCAAAAACACAGGACAGAUAAAGGGGAAAUCCAAAGGCAGAGUCAGACGAGAAGCAGAAGUCAGGGCUGGCAGCGGAGUAUCAUAGUCAGUAAAGCAGGCAGAGGUCAGAGUCAAUGAAAUCAGUCAGCAGAGUAACAAAGAUCCGACAGGAAACACCAAACAGACCAAAUGACCAGAUCCUAGGUCUCAGGCAGGGCUGGCUUUUACAGCUUGAUGAUUAGGAGCAGCUGACCCUAAUUGGUAAGGGGUUGCAGGUGGAUCAGCACUGCUCCAUCCAGGCAAGGGGUCAUGAAGCAGAAUAUUGAAGAUAGAUACUGAAGCCCCCUGGUGGAUAUCACAGCAGAGGACCUGACUGGAAUGCUGGAGCUGUGAAUUCAAAUCCAGCCAGGUCUCUUAAAGGGGUGGCCACGCCUUGAUGUCUGCAGGGUUCGGGGUGCACUGUGACAGCCCCCCCACAGACAGGGCUUCAACUAGAGGAUCCAUUUCAGGCUCAGACAGGGAAUCCAGAUCUGUAUAGGUAUCAGGAUCCGGAGUGUUGGAACAUUUUGCAGGUUGUCAUUCUUCGAGAAGGCAGUGGAGGCAAGAAGCAGCAACCACCUGAGGGGAUGCAGCUUUGGCUUUAAGUGCCUGCUCAAAUACCUUUAGAUCUUGCCUGCGGAACACGGUUCCACUGGAGGCAAUUAAGGCAAUCCUUGAUUGAAAAUUAUUCCAAGAGGGAGUCCUAAGUUUCUAUAUUCAAAAAGGGUUCAAAAUCCUUGCCUGGAAAUUAUAGACCUGUGAGCUUAACUUCUGUGGCUGGUAAAAUAUUUGAAAGGUUAUUAAGGGAUAAUAUUCAAGAAUUCCUUGAGAAGAACAUGGUUAUCAGCAAAAAUCAGCAUGGUUUUAUGAAGCACAGGUCAUGUUAAACUAACUUGAUUGCGUUCUACGAAGAAGUAAGUAGAAGUAUAGAUCAGGGUGUUGCCGUGGAUGUGAUCUAUUUGGAUUUUGCCAAGGCAUUUGAUACAGUUCCACACAAUAGAUUAGUGUUCAAACUCAAGGAAAUCGGUCUAGAUGAAAAUGCUUGUUCUUGGGUAGAACAUUGGCUUAAAAACCGAGUACAAAGAGUUGUCAUUAAGGGUAAAUUUUCAAGCUGGACAGAGGUGGCAAGUGGUGUCCCUCAGGGGUCUGUUCAGGGACCCCUUCUAUUUAACAUGUUUAUAAAUGAUCUUGAAGACAGCAUUGAAAGUCAUGUUUCAGUGUUUGCUCAUUACACAAAACUUUGUAAAAUAAUACAAUGUGAGCAAGAUAUUACUUUGCUGCAGAGGGAUUUAGAUAGACUGGGGGACUGGGCACUCAAAUGGCAGAUGAUUUAAUGUUGAAAAAUGCAAAGUUAUGCACUUCGGCGUAAAGAAUACACAAGCAACGUAUACCCUUAAUGGAAGCAAAUUAGGGAUAACAACACAUGAAAAGGACUUGGGAAUUUUUAUAGACAACAAACUAUGCAACAUUGUGCAAUGUCAAUCAGCAGUGGCCAAGGCCAGUAAGGUAUUGUCAUGCAUGAAAAAGGGCAUUCAUUCUCGGGACAAGAAUAUAAUUUUGCCUCUUUAUAAAUCACUGGUAAGACCCCAUAUUGAAUAUGCUGUGCAAUUUUGGGCACCUGUUCUAAAGAAGGAUAUUAUGGCACUAGAAAAAGUGCAGAGGCGGGCUACAAAAUUAAUAAAAGGAAUGGAACAUAUCGGCUAUGAAGAAAGGUUAACAAAUUUAAACCUAUUUAGUUUAGAAAAACGUCGCCUGAGAGGGGAUAUGAUAACAUUAUACAAAUAUAUUCGGGGCCAAUACAAACCAUUGUGUGGAAAUCUAUUCACAAACCGGACUUUACAUAGGACAUGAGGCCAUGCGUUUAGACUGGAAGAAAGAAGAUUUCGUCUAAGGCAAAGGAAAUGUUUUUUUACUGUAAGAACAAUCAGGAUGUGGAAUUCUCUGCCUGAAGAAGUGGUUUUAUCAGAGUCCAUACAGAUGUUCAAACAGCUACUAGAUGCAUACUUGCAAAAACAGAAUAUUCAAGGAUAUAAUCUUUCAAUGUAGGGUAAUAACUGCUUGAUCCAAGGAUAAAUCUAAAUCCCAUUAUGGGGUCAAGAAGGAAUUUUUUUCCUAGCUUGUUGCAAAAUUGUGCUUCAAACUGGGUUUUUUUGCCUUCUUUUGGACCAACAGCAAAAAACAAAUGUGAGAUAGGCUGAACUUGAUGGAAGCAAGUCUGUUUUCAGCUAUGUAACUAUGUAAGUUUGAAAGAAAAGAAUACGAGAAAAUCCCAAUUUUCUACUUUCUCCCAAAAAUGAACAAUGACAGGACCCAACCCCCAGGUAGACCCAUUAUUUUGGGCGUUAACUCUGUGUCUUGCAGGUUAUCUGAGAAUGUAGACCAUUUACUCCGACCUCUAGUAAAGAAAUGUACUUCUUAUUUAAGGGACACAACCAAUGUACUCCAGGAGCAAUGUCCAACGUAAAGAAAAUUGUUCUCUUGGUUAAAACUGAUGUUUCCGCUCUAUAUACUAAUAUGAGAAAUGAUUUAGGAGCAACAGAACACUUUCUAGAGACUACUGCAUCCAUUCCGUGUAAGCAAAUCCAAUUCAUUUUGGAUUCUAUAGAAUUUGAGUUUGGAAAAUAAUUAUUUUUGGUUCCAGAAUGAUUUGUACUUGCAAAAAUGUGGUCCUGCAAUGAGCACCAGGUUCGCUCUCAGCUCUGCCAACCUAUUUCUGGCACAUUGAGAAACCCAACAUAUGGGUUCAGGCAAUGGCUGGGAUACAAACCUGGUGCUAAAUAGAUACAUUGACAAUUUUUUUCUAAUCCUCUCGGGGGAAGGCAUAAGUACGGCGAUUUGCGUUUUUUGACUAUCACAAGUCAUUUCAGCAAACUUAAAUAUAUUUAUUAUUGAAUCUGUUAAAAGAUCUGCACUAGUUGUACAUUUUCUUUUUUCCGAGCAUUAUUUGAUCUGAUGACCGUGUGGCACCAUCUACUGGCUGCCUGAGUAUUUGUAUAAUUUAUUUUGUUGGUGUGGGAACUCUCACCUUAAUGUUCAUUGCUCGACUUUUUAUAUAAUUAGUUUUACUGAAACGGAAACUGUUCAGAUUAUACUAUUAAUGUUUUCUAUUCCCAGCAAUAGAGACAGUGGUUAUGGUUAAUUUAAUCCCAGUAUGGUAUUGCUUUAAAUUCUUCUCUCUUGCCUGUUAUUGUAGAUUGAGAGAGUCCAGAACAAACAUCUCUGGCAGAAUUACCAGAUACGGAAGAACAAUAUUGACGCGAAAAACAAAAGCACAAACAACGAGAAGCAGCUGUUUCAUGGUACAGACCCCAAUACAGUAACAAAAGUCAAUCACCACGGAUUCAAUCGCAGCUACGCAGGGAAAAACGGUGAGAAAUUAGGCUUUUGGUCCGUCAUGAAAAAUGUAUCUAAAGAGGCUCUCCUAUCACUGUAACAAAUCGCUGUGUUCAGUCUGAGGGGGCGGGGCCAUACACAGAACGCUGUGUUCAGUCUGAGGGGGCGGGGCCAUACACAGAAUGCUGUGUUCAGUCGGAGGGGGCGGGGCCAUACACAGAUCACGGUGUUCAGUCUGAGGGGGGGCCAGGCACAGAUCACUGUGUUCAGUCUGAGGGGCGGGGCCAGGCACAGAUCACUGUGUUCAGUCUGAGGGGGCGGGGCCAGGCACAGAUCACUGUGUUCAGUCUGAGGGGGCGGGGCCAGGCACAGAUCACGGUGUUCAGUCUGAGGGGGCGGGGCCAGGCACAGAUCGCUGUGUUCAGUCUGAGGGGGUGGGGCCAUACACAGAUCGCUGUGUUCAGUCUGAGGGGGCGGGGCCAUAUACAGAUCGCUGUGUUCAGUCUGAGGGGGCGGGGCCAUGCACAGAUCCAGAUAAGGCUUUAUGACGCUGAAUACAGCAAUCCCAGAAUCUUAGAGCAUUUGUUCCUGUUAGCGAACACGGCCCGAAGGUAGGGAGAGGGCUUUUAACAGGCAGAGUAGUAGCCCCCAUCAGGCAUGCGCCAAUCUAGUCUGCUUAAUGGGAAAGCCAGGCCUGAACACAACCUGUCCAGACCCCACAUUCCGUGUGUUUACAGUAAAUGCUGGGAGUCCCUUGAACCAGGACCCCCACUAAGAUAAGCAAAUCAUAAGCUUGUGUUUUAUAAAAUGGAUACUAUCUUUUAAAUAUUAUUCUUUGUUCUCUCCCCAGCGGCUGCCAUCGGGAACGGGACUUACUUUGCAGUUAAUGCGAGUUACUCAGCCUCCAGCACUUAUUCAAAACCUGACGCACAGAAUCAGAAAUUCAUGUAUCUGGCCAGAGUGUUAACCGGGGUCUGCUGCCAGGGCCAGCCUGGAAUGAUUACACCACCAGCCAAAAGUACCCGCGAUCCUACAGAUCUGUAUGACAGUGUAACCGAUUACCUCCAACAACCUUCAAUGUACGUCAUCUUCAACGAUAUCCAGGCGUAUCCCGAAUAUCUCAUCACCUUCACGGGAUGAUGUGGACCUUAUAAAUAAUGAUAUUUUCAUGGAUGCCACAUGCUAAUCCGCUAUGGCAGGAAUUCUGUGCCUUAGGAAAUGUGCAAUAUUACUCUUGUCGUUAUACUCUGUAUCGAAUCUAUGGUGUAGCCAGCAGGGGUGGAGGAAUAUCUCCAAGUCACAACGGUCUUAGCUGCACUAAUUAAGCUGCGUUUACUAACUGGUUAAUAUAGGUGGGAUGUUUGUCAUUUUAUUGCUGGAUCGCCCGAGGGGAACUUGGGGUGAGUUAAUGCGGAGUUAAUCUAAUUCCCUGUGCAAUAUGAAAGGCCAACUUCAGCAGGGAGGGGUUACUUUUACAUAAUGUAUUUUAUUGGAAUACAGCUCACGGUGUAUCUACUGAAUUAAUCUGAAUUUUAUGUGAUGGAUCAGAACACGAUAGUCUAGGUUGGUGAAGUGAAAAAUAUAUACAGAAAACUAUUUUUUAGAAAUAGAAAACAGAAAAUUGGCAUGUGCGUAUGUAUUCACCCCCUUUGUUAUGAAGCCCAUAAAAAGCUCUGGUUCAACCAAUUACCUUCAGAAGUCACAUAAUUAGUGAAAUGAUGUCCACCUGUGUGCAAUCUAAGUGUCACAUGGUCUGUCAUUACAUUUACACACCUUUUGUGAAAGGCCCCAGAGGCUGCAACACCUAAAGAGGCACCACUAACCAAACACAGCCAUGAAGACCAAGGAACUCUCCAAACAACUAAGGGACAGAGUUGUUGAGAAGUACAAGUCAGGGUUAGGUUAUAAAAAAUAUCCAAAUCUUUGAUGAUCCCCAGGAGCACCAUCAAAACCAUCAUAACCAAAUGGAAAGAACAUGGCACAACAGCAAACCUGCCAAGAGACGGCCGCCCACCAAAACUCAUGGACUUGGCAAGGAGGGCAUUAAUCAAAGAGGCAGCACAGAGACCUAAGGUAACCCUGGAGGAGCUGCAGAGUUCACAGCAGAGACCGGAGUAUCUGUACAUAGGACGACAAUAAGCCGUACGCUCCAUAGAGUUGGGCUUUAUGGCAGAGUGGCCAGAAGAAAGCAAUUACUUUCAGCAAAAAAAUGGCACGUUUUGGGUUUGCAAAAAGGCAUUUGGGAGACUCCCAAAAUGUAUGGAGGAAGGUGCUCUGGUCUGAUGAGACUAAAAUUGAACUUUUCAGCCAUCAAAGAAAACGCUAUGUCUGGCGCAAACUCAACACAUCACAUCACCCAAAGAACACCAUCCCCACAGUGAAUCAUGGUGGUGGCAGCAUCAUGCUGUGGGGAUGUUUUUCAGCAGCCGGGACUGGGAAACUGGUCAGAGUUGAGGGAAAGAUGGAUGGUGCUAAAUACAGGGAUAUUCUUGAGCAAAACCUGUACCACUCUGUGCGUGAUUUGAGGCUAGGACGGAGGUUCACCUUCCAGCAGGACAAUGACCCCAAACACACUGCUAAAGCAACACUUGAGUGGUUUAAGGGGAAACAUGUAAAUGUGUUGGAAUGGCCUAGUCAAAGCCCAGACCUCAAUCCAAUAGAAAAUCUGUGGUCAGACUUAAAGGGACACUAUAGUUACCUGAACAAGUUCAGCUUAAUGACAAUGUUCGGGUGAGAACUAUAGCUCCCUGUAGCCUUUCUCAUGUAAACACUGUAUUUUCUGAGAAAAUACAGUGUUUACAUUGAAAGCUAGGAACACCUCCAGUUGCAGUCACACAGAGGGAACCAGAGGGACUUCGGAGUUGAUGGAGGCAUAAUAUGCCUCCAUCCACUCAGAUCUGCUGUCAGCAGAGCACAGGGCAGCACUGUGCACAGCAUCUUGUGAUUCAGUAUCUCCACCCUCUGCCUGCAGACACUGAACUUUCCUCAUAGAGAUUCAUUGAUUCAAUUAAUCUCUAUGAGGAGAUGCUGAUUGGCCAGGGCUGUGUUUGAAUCAUGCUGGCUCUGCCCCUGAUCUGCCUCUUUGUCAGUCUCAGCCAAUCCUAUGGGGAAGCAUUGUGAUUGGAUCAGGCUACCACUUCUGAUGAGGUCAGCAGACUGCUUGUUUUUUUCUGAGUCUAACGGCAUGCAGAUCUACUGCUUCUGGCUUGAAUACAGUAAGAUUUUUGCUAUAUUUAUGGAGGCAUGAGGGGCCCUGGGGGGUUGGGGGGGGCGGGGGAUGGGGCUAGAUGGUGGUGUUAACACUAUAAGGUCAGGAAUACAUGUUUGUAUAGUGAUCCUUUAAAGAUUGCUGUUCACAAGCGCAAACCAUCCAACUUGAAGGAGCUGGAGCAGUUUUGCAAGGAGGAAUGGGCAAAAAUCCAAGUGGUAAGAUGUGGCAAGCUCUUCAGCAGUGCAGUCAGGGGGAGGGGGGUCACCCAACCCAGCAGUGUGACACAGACACCUGCGGAGGGCCCAGUAGAGGGAAUUAAAUUAUGGAGGGCGGUGCCCUAUAAUACUAAAACAGAAAAGGGGGUCACCCACACAUAGCAGGCCCGGGGCCUUCUUCCACCUGGGGCCAAGGUGGCCCAAAACCUGAAAGAAAGCAGUACAGCCAGCAUAUAGUGGGGGUGGGAGGAAGCCGGAGCUGGCCAGAAUGCGUGGCAUCGCACGUGGAAAAACGUUGAGAGCCGCAACAGGGGCCGGGAAGGCCGAAAAAUAGGGGGGGGGGGGAGGGGAGGGAAGCGAGUUGAAGCCCAGGAGGGCGCCGCAAUCAUGGUCUGCAGGGGGGAUCCCAGGGGAAACCAAAAGGACAGGCACCACCCCAGGCGCAACAUCCCCACAUAAAACCCAAAAGAGGCACACAGUAGCCCCAAUAAAUACAACAGAUAAGCAAUUAUAAAGCAAUAUAAUAACACAAAUAACCAAGAGCAGACACUCUCUGAGUUGGACAGUGUUCACCUGUUUUGUUCUGAUUUGGAAAAGUUAUAUUAACUGUUUCUUUGCUGGUGAAGGUUUUCAGUAAAGAAGGUAAAGCAAAUAUGAAGCCUCCUGUCUUGCCCUAAAAUGUCAGGACCAUAACACAAGUGAAUAUCAUAUGUGGCAUAUACCAAGGUGAUGUGCCAUCCCCAAUGCUGUUUUCCUUAGCCCUCAACAUACUAUGCCAGAUCAUCAUAAAGAGGGCACACGGAUACAAAUUCAAGAGUGGAGCUACCGUCCGCAACCUACUCUUCAUGGACAACAUCCAGCUGUAUGCCAAGAAUGGGCGGGACAUUGACUCACUGAUCCACCUAACUAGUAUAUGGAAAGGACAUCGGAAUGUUGUUCAGACAAGAUAAGUUUGGGCGGAUUAUAGCAAAAAGAGGAAAGAUGAUCAGGUCACCAGAAGAUGAAGUGCCAAAAGGCCAAAUAGGAGACAUAGAGAACAGUUACAAAUACCCGGGGGUUCCACAAACACAUGCCAACCGACCGUGAGGAAGAGGCAGAAAGCGGCCCGAUCCUCCUCCUCCUACAGAGCACCGCAAUUGUGGAACGACCUCCCGCACAAUUUAAAAUCUUCCCUAAGCCUAAAGUCCUUUAAGAGAUCCCUCUCUACAUAUCUCAAAACAGAAUGCACCUGUCAUGGCUGAUUCUAUAUUUCCUGCCUGUUCUAUGUUAAAUUUUGUAUAUAUUGUCUAUUAAUAUUGUUUUUGUAUUUUGUUGUACCUAAUGUAACAAUGCAAUGAUUUGUGGACCCAGGACAUACUUGAAAACGAGAGAAAUCUCAAUGUAUCUUUCCUGGUAAAAUAUUUUAUAAAUAAAAUAACAACAUCCAAGUACAUCCAGAGAGUCAGACAGAUCCCGAGGUCCCAGCUUAAUGGCAAGAAAUAUAUCAAUUUUCUCCUUGUGUUCCCUCCCUAAUUCACUACUUGUGCUUCUUCCCACUUCUGGUUACCCCCUUAUUCCACACAUAUGCCUCAUUCACCUCCUAAUUUCCCUACUUUAACCUCCCUUACCCAAUCCCCCACUUGUGCUCCCAGUUGGAAUUUGGAAGUUAUGGAUAAUAAAAUAAAGCUUUUCUGGGGAGCGAUGAUGUGAUGUUGCACACACGCCCACUACCUGACAUGAGAUCGCGGAUGCAGGGUGUUGGUACUCCCUGAUCGUGCUGAAGUUACACCGUGCCGCCGUUCCAGACGCCUAUGAUGUAUGAGUUGUAGGGCUCUGUAGGGUGAUAUUCCUCUCUCAAACAAAAGGGUGAAAGCGCACAGAAUAAUUAAAAUGUAUUACCC